UCUCACUGCGCAUGCGCGGCUCAGGGAGCGCGCAGCACGUCGAUCGCUGGUGCGCUGUGUCCCUCGGACACAACGGAUCACGGAAAGAGCCGAAGAUGUCGGUUCGGUCAUGUGAUCAGCUGUGUCCACUCACAGCUGAUCACAUGGGACAUGUACACUGAUCAUCAGGGCACUGAUGAUCAAUGUGCCCUGAUGAUCAGUGUGGCCCCAGAAGUGCCACCUGUCAGUGCUCAUCAGUGCCUUGUGCCAGUGCCCAUCAGUGCGACGUGCCAGUGCCCAUCAGUGCCACAUCAAUGCCACAUAUCAGUGCAUACCAGUGCACAUCAAUGCCACAUAUCAGUGCCCAUAUGAACUGCCUUUCAAUAUCACUCAUCAGUGCCAGUCGCCAGUCAGUGCUGCCUAUCAGUGCCAUAUAUCAGUG
Messenger RNA from Staurois parvus, 421 nucleotides. Lineage: Eukaryota; Metazoa; Chordata; Amphibia; Anura; Ranidae. The record is from the annotation of a GenBank genome assembly.